Syngnathoides biaculeatus (alligator pipefish) is the source of this 4623-nucleotide messenger RNA. It is a transcript of the gene kcnn2, whose product is annotated as potassium calcium-activated channel subfamily N member 2. Gene Ontology annotation, cellular component: plasma membrane; neuronal cell body; neuron projection. Lineage: Eukaryota; Metazoa; Chordata; Actinopteri; Syngnathiformes; Syngnathidae. Gene Ontology annotation, molecular function: small conductance calcium-activated potassium channel activity; calmodulin binding. Gene Ontology annotation, biological process: potassium ion transmembrane transport. The record is from RefSeq and is a predicted model, not a curated record.
UAUUUUGUAUUUAUUUAUUUUUUUGAAAUGCAGAGUAGGUAGUCACCCCAUGGCUGCAAACAUUUCAUGACGUCGACCCAGGUGUUUUGGUCGUCGUUGCCCAAUCGAAUCUGCUGUGUUCCCGGUCUACAGGAGCCGAAAUGGCUCAGUGGUAGGCCGAUGCUGCUGCUUUAAAAAAAAAAAAAAAAGCCGUGACAUGGGAAGCCCGUCGCAGCUGCGGAACCAUUUCUACCAGGAGCAGCAGUUGGAUCCUCGUCAGUCCCACCGGCACCCGAACGGACGGCCGUCGUCGGCCGGCUCCACUCGCACCCGCACCGACAACUGUACCCGCCGUGCACGUGCAAGCUGCGUCCUCCGCGGGACGUCGCCACCUCACACCGCGCUAACUUUAAGGACGUCUUCGGAGACACGUUCCGGGCGAGGCGUCCGCCACCCGACCCCCUCUAGUCAUGCUCCUUCCUCCAGGCGACGGUCACCGCCGCCUCCUCACCACCACCAGCAGCAGCAUCCGCAGCAUCGUGCCGGGGCAUGCAGCCACGCGAACGCCCCCCACCAUGAGACGGCCAUGAGCAGCUGCAGAUACAACGGCGGCGUCAUGCGGCCGCUCAGCCACUUGAGCUCGUCCCGCAGGAACGUGCACGAGUUCGAUUCCGAGUCGCAGCCCCUCUCGACCGCGGACGCGACGGACACCUUGGCAGCCUCCAAGCCGGAGCACCACUCGGCCACGCUCAUGCCGUACGGGUCCGGGGACGGAGGCGGGGGGAAAUCGGGCAAGAAGAAGAACCAGAACAUUGGGGAGAAGCUCGGUCACAGGAGGGCCUUGUUUGAGAAGAGGAAGCGCCUCAGCGACUACGCUUUGAUCUUUGGGAUGUUUGGGAUCGUUGUCAUGGUUAUAGAGACUGAACUCUCCUGGGGAUCCUAUGGAAAGGAGUCCCUGUAUUCAUUAGCUCUAAAAUGCCUGAUAAGCCUUUCUACCAUCAUUCUCCUGGGGCUGAUUAUCAUCUACCAUGCAAGAGAGAUCCAGUUAUUUAUGGUGGACAACGCGGCCGACGACUGGAGGAUAGCCAUGACGUACGAGCGCAUCUUCUUCAUCUGCCUGGAAAUCCUCGUGUGUGCCAUCCACCCCAUCCCCGGAAACUACACCUUCACCUGGAACGCCCGCCUGGCCUACUCCUACGUGCCAUCCCAGACGGACGCCGACGUGGACAUCAUCCUGUCCAUCCCCAUGUUCCUGCGGCUGUACCUGAUCGCCCGCGUCAUGCUCCUGCACAGCAAGCUCUUCACGGACGCCUCGUCUCGCAGCAUCGGGGCGCUCAACAAGAUCAACUUCAACACGCGCUUCGUCAUGAAGACCCUCAUGACCAUCUGCCCCGGGACGGUUCUGCUGGUCUUCACCAUCUCGCUGUGGAUCAUCGCGGCGUGGACAGUGAGAGCUUGUGAGAGAUACCACGACAACCACGACACCAACAGUAAUUUUCUCGGGGCCAUGUGGUUGAUCUCCAUCACCUUUCUUACAAUCGGAUACGGAGACAUGGUCCCAAAUACGUACUGUGGGAAAGGAGUCUGCCUCCUGACUGGUAUUAUGGGCGCAGGCUGCACUGCCUUGGUGGUGGCCGUGGUGGCGAAGAAGCUGGAGUUAACCAAAGCUGAAAAGCACGUUCACAAUUUUAUGAUGGACACCCAGCUGACAAAACGAGUGAAAAACACAGCUGCGAAUGUUCUCAGGGAGACGUGGCUCAUCUACAAGAACACCAAACUGGUGAGGAAGAUGGACCAUGCCAGAGUCAGGAAGCACCAGAGGAAAUUUCUCCAAGCCAUUCAUCAAGCUCGAAAAUUGAGAAGUGUUAAAAUGGAGCAACGCAAGCUGAAUGACCAAGCAAACUCUCUAGUGGACCUUGCCAAGACUCAGAACAUCAUGUAUGACAUGGUGUCGGACUUGAACGAACGGGGGGAAGACAUGGAGAAGAGGAUCGCGCUGCUGGAGACAAAGCUAGAGACACUGCUGAGCAACCUGCAGGCUCUGCCCGCGCUCAUCAGCCAGGUGAUCAGCCAGCAGCACAGGGACUUCCUGGAGAUGCAGCUGCAGCCUUACGACAAACACAGCCCCGAACGCUCGCAGUCGGCGUCACGGCGGCGGUCCUUGUCCACGGCACCGCCCACCUCUUCCGAGAGCAGCUAGGGUCCGAAGGGAAAGCCUCCAUUGAAGACUUUUGCCAUCAUAUGGCCAAGUUGCAUUUAUCUUAAAGCCUUAUGGCUUCAAUAAGUAUUAUCCAAAUUCUGAUGACAGAAUCCAAGCUAGUGGGUAUCUACAUGCAGUUUCUUUUUUAGGCUUUUGCUUCCUAUUACCUCAGUGUUGAUGUGACGCUUCCCUCAGUACAGGCCCUUCAGCGGGUGGGAAACUACUGCACUAAAAUAGUGCUUCUCACUGGAAACUGGCUGUGAUAUUGGAGGAAAUGUUUGAGCGGGGUGAACUGUAGUGACAGCUGAAGGCAAAUACCAACAAAUAUCAUCUUUUCAGUUAGAAACAGCAUCAAAGUCAACACGUCUUGAUUGUAUGACCCUGCAAAGUAUCAGGCCUAGUACAUACAGUAAACCCCUGCAAAAAUGCACCUAGUUGCAGAUAUUUGGGGAACCUAUCCUUAGUUAGUCACAGGAAAAGUCCACUAUUUGCCAAAGCCAUGUCUAAAGAAUUUGGUACCAUCUGGUGGACUCUUGGUACCAAGCGACUAUGUUGAACUGAGGGGAGGAGGUUCAAUGAUUGAGACCACGGGCUUGCCUCAAAGAAAAAAAAAGUGAGUGGUUGCCAUCUAGUGGCAUCUAUGCGCAAUUACACACCCUUUUGUGGGUAGCAGAAUGUACCGUAUUUGGAAAAAUUAUCAGAAAGGAAGACAUUUUGAAUAUUUAAACAGAUGAGAGAUGAAAUAAACACAUUUGAGCUAAAUAUCAAUUAAACAAAUGCAUCGGGUUUUUAACCUCAAAGUCAAAAACACUUCCAACUAUUUUUUUGCACUCUUUACCUCAGCUGUAAGAAAUAAUUUUGCAAAACGCUUAAAGAUGAAAGACAAAUUGGUCAGGUGCUCAUGUGACACUAAAAGACGUGAGAUAUGUUUUGAUUUUCAGUUAUAAAAUGGCCGUUCAUAACGUCAAUGAAAAAAAGAAUGAAAUGUGGUUUAUGUGUCAGCCGGUGGGCUUGCCAUGUAUGAAGAGAGUGGAGCUUUUAAGUACAUCCGAUGCUGUGAUUUGGGUUGUGUGGCAUGUCCUCAAAAUAAUCCCAUGAUAUUCCAGAGUAUAAAAUGUAUUUAGUGCAUAGUGUCAAUAGUAAAGUUAUUACAAAAAUAUUCAACGUAUAUAGUACCAAUAACAAUAUACAUCAUAUGCGCUGAAAUAUUAUGAUAGUAUUUUAAAGACCUACCUUACAGCCUAAAUUAAACCAGUAGCAUUAAUUUGGCUGUCUUUAACAACAAUACUAUGGCGUUUUAAAUUUAUUACAAGUUUAUUACUACGUAAAUUUGAUUGAGAGAUACAGAGUAAAGCCUGAAGGGGGCACAUCUUAGACGACACAAUGCCGAGCCCUUUUGCAGAUGCACAAACCACGCUGUCUUUCUAUCCUUUCUUCGUAGUAUCAUGAUUUUGUGCAAUGGGCUUGCACAGUAGCGGCAUCCGUAUUUGAAUAUUAGCAUGUUCCAACGUAAAUAUUUAAUUAAAUAUCACCCACCGAAAAAAAUCCAGUAAAGGUAGUUGAUUGCUAUUCUAGAGCUACGCUAGAGCUAUUCACUGAUAUGACUCAUGAGCGAAAAGAACCAAUGUGGAUGCAGGAAAAAAAAAGGUUUGGGGAAGGGGACACGAUACUGCAUAAUUGGGUGGGUUCCUGCACCGGGUGACAUUAAAGCUAGGAACGCCACUGCAAGUAAGGAUUUGACAGCCAAAAUAAGGACCAGGUUUAACAUUUGAGAUGGUCGGCCAUGAACGUUUUACUGGUAGAUCAGGGAGGGGAAGAAAGUCACUCUUAACACGCACUACAAGAUGAUGGCUCAAAAUGAGUUUUUAGACGCAACUGACAAGUGGGCCUUUGCAGGCUUUGAUCAAAAGAGAGGAAAAAUGCUGGAAAUUUGCCCCCGUUUCUGAUAUGCGUGUACCCGUCCGUCUUAGUUAAAACGUCUUCAGUCAAGGGAAUGCAUCAAAGUCGGUGACUGCACUUACGUUUAAUAAUCAAUGCACUUCAGCAGAAGACUGAUGUUCGGUGAUGUAUUCUAACUAAGAAGAUUGUGAGUUACGGCAAGGGUGGAUGAAUGGGGCAAAGCCCCCCCCCCCUCCGUGUUUGUGUUACACAAGCUAAAGUUACAUAUCGAUACAGUACAGAUGUCACAAACUCAAUAAUAAUGAAUUUUGUCUUGUCUUGCUGUGUUUCACUUCCUAUUGCCCCUCCUUCCUUUGUGUGCGCCUCGUGCUCAGCUGGACAACUACUGACGCUGAACAACUCGCUGAAUACCGUAUCUACCUUAUAGAAAAACUACUAUUUUUGUAUAUUUUGAUGAGGACAAGCACACCUCCUACAGUGUAAUAAUGAACAGCAACAGGGAUCUGGGCACAAACAGAUUCAGCAUAUCAAGCAUGUGGUGUGAA